AUGAGCAUCUCAAGAACCCUUCUCCUCUUGGAUACGCCGACUGACCCAGCUUUCAGAGUUGGCGGCUCCGGUCUCAAAGUCUCCCAAAUCAUCCUAGGAUGCAUGAGUUUCGGCGACAAGAACUGGCAGCCCUGGCUCCUCGAUAGGGACGAGGCUCUCCCGGUCCUCAAGUAUGCCGUCGACAAAGGCAUCAACACGUGGGAUGUCGCCGAUACAUACUCAAAUGGAGAGUCGGAGAGGAUCCUCGGCACGGCUAUCAAGCACUAUAACAUUCCCCGCUCCAAGUUGGUCAUUAUGUCCAAGUGCUUCCAGUUUGUCGACGAGGAGAAGGGCCCUAUAGAUCCAGCAACUCUCACCAGUAACAAUGGUCCUCGUGUCAACAGAGUUGGCCUCUCUCGGAAGCAUAUUCUUGACGCAGUGGACCAGAGCGUCGAACGACUGGGAACCUAUAUCGACGUUUUGCAGAUCUAUAGGAUGGAUCGUGAUGCUCCUCUGAAGGAGAUUAUGAAAGCGCUCAAUGAUGUGAUCGAAAGCGGAAAGGUUCGCUAUACUGGUGCCAGCUCGAUGACAGCUUGGGAGUUUCGAAUGCUCCAGAAUGUUGCCGAGCAGAACGGAUGGCAUAAACUCAUCUCCAUUCAAGGUCUAUAUAACAUUGUCUACCGCGAGGAAGAAAGAGAAAUGAAUCCUUACUGCAACUACACUGGCGUCGGUCUGUUCCCCUGGUCUCCCCUUGCCGAAGGAGUUCUUGCGCAUUCUUGGACAGACAGAACAGAUGCUCGAGAGCAGAAGGACCCCUUCCUCAAGCUUCUAUUCCGCGGUGAAGACCAAAAUACCAAUCGAGCCGUCGUUGACCGUGUAGAGGAGUUGGCUCAGAAGAAGGGUGUCGCUAUGGCCCAGAUCGCGCAGUCUUGGCUGAUUGCAAAGGAUAUAUGCCUAUCUGCGGCUUGGAGAGCGAAGAAAGAAUUAAUCAGGCAGUGGGAGCACUUCAGGUGA
Messenger RNA from Fusarium fujikuroi IMI 58289, 993 nucleotides. RefSeq names its product related to aryl-alcohol dehydrogenases. Bases 1 to 993 code for a protein of 330 amino acids. The record is from RefSeq and is a predicted model, not a curated record. The transcript has 2 exons. Lineage: Eukaryota; Fungi; Ascomycota; Sordariomycetes; Hypocreales; Nectriaceae.